AAAGUGAAAACUAAAAUUUUGUGGAAAAUCGUGAAUCAGUCCUUUUAAAGGAGUUGAAAUUGAUCACUUUUCGUUAUCUUCACCUUUCAUUCGAGAAACAGAGAGAAAAAUAAUUAUUUUGAAAUCGUGAGUGCUUAUAAUGAGUUUGAUGUUCUCACGCUGUCAGAGAGUGGUGGUCGAGGAAACUUUCUCCGUCUCUUCGUCAAGUAGACAUACUGUACAAAAGCAUAUCAAUAAGUGCUACAUACUUGUUUGAGGUGGACAGGGGGUAUACCUCUGUCUCUUCGGACUCAUUAACCUUCCUCUCCUAGUCCAUUUAUCCCCUCCACCUCCUUCUUUUACUCAUCUUCUUUUCUCCAAGUAAAUGCCUUGACAUCAGUCCUGACUAAGACGAAACAUACAUAGAACGAGUUAAUAUACAAUUCUCGGAAGUUUUCAAUAAAGUCAGAGAAUGUAAGAAAAACAAUGUCUUCCUCCCUUUCCGAGGAUGAGUUUCAUCGGAUGCAGAUUCAACUCCUGGAGUUGAGAACAACUAAUUAUGAACUUGAUGGACAGUGUAAGAAGCAAGAAAGAGAAUUAAUUUCACUGAGGGAAAAAGUUGACUCCUUGGACAAGGAGCUACAGAAAGCAAAUAAGGCUAUCCAGAAAAGCAAGAAAGCAAAAGAGGUCGAGUUGCUGAUACAGGAGAAUGACCAGCUACAGAGGAAGUUACACAGUCAGGAGGAAGAGUUCAGGCUCCAGAACCAGACACUCAUGCAGGAACUCUCUUCUGUUAUAGCAGCCAAUGAGAAUUAUGAGAAAGAAGUCGCAGCUUUUAAAGAGAACAGACCAGCAGAGGAUUCUGGGAAACAGAAUGACCUGGCGGAGCUCGAGAGUCAGAUCAGGAGGCUGCAGGCUGAAAAUGCUGCCCUGCAAAAGAAAUGUACAGGAUCAGAGAAUGGAGGAGAAGGUGAUGAGGAGCGGGGGACAGCUGAAAAUACUACAGACGUUAGUGAAUUAAGUUUGAGUCUUGCCACGGAGAAGGAGGAGAAGAAAUUGUUACAAGAGAAACUGUCUGCCUUAGAGAAAACUUCAAAAGAGAAAAUCCAAAACCUUCAGGAGGAAGUGGAGAAGAAUGCGGACAAACUGAGGAGGAAACAAGAGAGUUACUUACAGUUGCACGCAGAAAAAGAAAGUGUCUUUACAGAGUUAAGCAAGAAGUCAGAUGAUCUCCAGGCCGCAAGAGAGAGAGACCAAAAAUAUUACACGGACCAGAUCAACAAGUUACAGCAGGAGUUAGAGAAAAGUAAAAAGUCUGUACAAGACAUAGAAGACCAGGCCAGCAAACAUAAAACACAGUCAGAACAAACCAUUUCUUCACUACAACAGCAGGUGAAUGCAGCUAACAUUGUGGAAAACCAGCACGUGAAAGAACAGACAGAGAAACUCAAACAGCAAAUGUCACAACUCCAGCAGCAAGUGAUGGGACUGACACAGGCUAAAGAUGAUCUCACUGUGCAGUUACAGGCCAGCAAGACAGCUCAACAAGAAACCUCAGACCAACUUCUGGCCAUGCAGCAGGAACGAGACAAAAGCAUCGAGGACUGGCAGGAAGUCAACAAAGUAGCAGAGAAGCGAAAAACAAUGUUGGAUGAGCUAGCAAACACGUACCAGAGAGAUAACGCAGGGUACCAGGAGAAGAUGCGGGUAUUACAGGAGGAGAAUGAGGCCCACAUGCAGGCUCUCAGAGAGGGGGCUGAAAACGAAAAGUUAAGAGGUUCAGAACUUGAUAAAAUCAAGCGAGAACUUGAAGAAGUGAAGAAAGAUAAGUUGUCUCUUGAUGAGGCGAAAUCUUGGUUGGAGCGUAGACUUGGGGAAACAGAGGAGUCCUUACAAAACCACAUCUCAGAAACUGAAGAGAAGGCUGAACAACACAAGCGAGACCAUGAGAGAAUGGUGGAAUCCCUGGAAGCUGAGCAUGCUCAGAAAAUCAGAGAAAUGACGACUGAACAUAAAGCCAAAAUACAGGAAUGCUGUGAUAAAGAAGAAUCUCUUAGACAGGAACUGACAAGUAGUCAAGGGGAAGUCUCAAAAUUAAAACAGGAGAUUAAAGAUGGUACGGAGGAUAAAAAACUACACGAGAAGAAAGGAAAGACGAUGCUAAAAGAUCUGAAGCGUCAGUUGGUGGCUGAGAGAAGGAGAGCGGAGAAAUUGCAGGACAAGUUACAGGAAGUGCUAUCAGAUAGCCGUGGUAACAAAAGUGUGGAGGAAUUACUGACCACUAAUGAUGGCAAUGACUCACUGGACAGAAGCUCGCUGUCCUCGUGGAGUGCCGGGAACAGUCUAAUCCGGGACUCCAGCAUACUCAGCUCCCCACAGAACAGACUAAUUUGUAAUUGCGAUUUUCUUGUUUUUUACAAGGUGCGUCACUUAGAGACCAGCAAUGCAGCAAUGGCGGAGGAUUUAAUACAGAAAAGCCAAAUCAUACAACACUAUGUCAUGGAGCAGAGAAGAGAAACCAGGCAACCGGUGCAUGAUGACAAAUUAACUCUGAAGAAAGUGAUAGAUUUAGUGAACAAACACGAAGAUCAGAACCUGAAGGAGAUGAAUAGAAAACUUCAAAAUAUGCUGGAAGAGACUUUAACCAAGAACAUGCAUCUACAAGAGAAUCUGGAGAUGAUGUCACAAGAGGUCGUCCGACUGAGUAAAUUGCAGCCAAACAGUGCUUCAAAUGACCAAUCAGGUGGUGCUAGUGCAACCGGAUCAUGACCUUUAAAGGUCACGAUGUGCAAUAGAUUUUAUGUAUGAAUGAGAAUGGUGUGGAUUGAGUGAAUCGACCCUAUGUUUUAACAUAUUUUGAGUGUUAUAUAGAUAUAAGGACAAUUUCUGGUAGGCUUGUAGUGUUGCAAGGUGGUGAAGGAAUAUAUUGGAUGUAAGAUGUGCGUUACUACUAAUUUAGUUGGUGUUUGUAUGUCUGGGUUGUAAGAAAAAAAUUCUUGUUUGAAGUGUAUGUAAAAACUCAGCAGAAUGAAUAUCAAAUUAUCAUGAUAUAUCGAAUGUUAAACACUCAUAUUAGGAGCCUGGAAACUUGUAAUGACAUGCACUGUACUUCAUACUCUCUCAUUAAUAACUCCUUAUUUACCCUCCCCUUGUAACUUGACUGGUACAUGUAUAUGGGGAACCAGUAUACUAUCUCAGUCCACAGAGACUGCCGUUACUUCUCACGAGAAGUCAUGGUCACACUGCGGGGCUCGAGAUAUGUAACGACUGUUUUGUAUUACAGACAUUCGACAUCAGAUGUGAAUUUUAUGGCAAAGUACUCCACAUUUAUAGAUAUUCAUACAUGUAGUAAGAGUGUAACGGGUGUGGUCUCGUUGUAGGGACGUAAAUUGAAGGCAAUACAAACCACGAUAGUUUAUUUAUAUAUUGUUUAAUGUAUUUGUCAAGAGUUAGAGUGUAGCUAAUUGAAAUUACCGGUUGGAGAUGAAAUGACCGGUUGGAGAUGUUGUUAUGACGGAAGAAAAUUAUUCUCUAAAGUUCCUAAAGGUUUUCUGUUCUUCUCGGAAUUAUCAUUCCAAUAUUCCAAAGAAGGGCUCCAGGAAGAAUUGGGUUUUUUUCCUCUUCUCUACUUGUAACUCGCAUAGAUAUUUUUAUUUUGUUUUGUUUGAUGAUGUUGAUGAGAGAAAUACUCCAUAUUUAGUUACUUUGAAUUUGAAAUAAACUUUAAUAUAAUGAUUGAUA
Messenger RNA from Ostrea edulis (European flat oyster), 3720 nucleotides. RefSeq names its product GRIP1-associated protein 1-like. Gene Ontology annotation, biological process: neurotransmitter receptor transport, endosome to postsynaptic membrane; regulation of modification of synaptic structure; regulation of neurotransmitter receptor transport, endosome to postsynaptic membrane. The transcript has 25 exons. Bases 466 to 2748 code for a protein of 760 amino acids. The record is from RefSeq and is a predicted model, not a curated record. Gene Ontology annotation, cellular component: extrinsic component of postsynaptic early endosome membrane; glutamatergic synapse; postsynaptic recycling endosome. NCBI's taxonomy places the organism in Eukaryota, Metazoa, Mollusca, Bivalvia, Ostreida, Ostreidae.